Messenger RNA from Aaosphaeria arxii CBS 175.79, 1641 nucleotides. RefSeq names its product MFS general substrate transporter. The record is from RefSeq and is a predicted model, not a curated record. NCBI's taxonomy places the organism in Eukaryota, Fungi, Ascomycota, Dothideomycetes, Pleosporales. Gene Ontology annotation, biological process: transmembrane transport. Gene Ontology annotation, molecular function: transmembrane transporter activity. The transcript has 5 exons. The coding region runs from base 1 to 1641 and encodes 546 amino acids.
AUGUCUUCAACCGAUCAUUUUGAUGACCCUAUGUGGCCUCCUGGGACUGUUCGUCUGCAAGAGGAACAUACAUCGAACGAGAUCAUUCUACAACCCCAGCCGUCUCAAGAUCCAAACGACCCACUGAACUGGUCCAAUAAACUCAAGUACCUCAACUUUGGUUUGGCAGCAUUGUAUGCCCUAAUCGUCUUUGCAUUAAUCGAUGCUGCCACCCCGACCUGGGACCCCAUGCAUGAAGAGCUCGGAUAUAGCUACGAUGAUCUCAACAAUAGCUACGCUGCUGGAUGCGCAGGUCUCGCUCUCGGAGCUGUCGCACUGAUACCAUUCGCACACAAGUAUGGACGUCGUCCCAUAUACCUGUUCAGCUGCGCUAUACAGUUCGGGGUCUGCAUCUGGUCUGCACGUCAAAAGACUGUGGCAGACCUGAUUCUGGUCAACAUUUUCAGUUGUUUCUUGGGUGCUCUCGCAGAGACAAUCGUGCAGAUGACCAUAGCGGAUAUGAUCUUCGUAAACCAACGAGCAUUGAUGAACAGCUUGUAUUUUUGGUCCACCAGAAUUGGCGCAUCGUUGACGCCCUUGGCUGCAGGGUAUGUCACGGUCGAUCAAGGGUGGCGCUGGGUCUGGUGGUGGCUCACCAUCAUCUUUGGUGCUCUGAUUAUAGUCAUGUUCUUCGGCUAUGAAGAGACAAAGUUCGUUCCACCGGCAACUGAGGGUAUCGCUCUGGACCACUGUUCUACUCUCGAAAACAACACCACCAAAGAUGGCAAGGACAUCAAAGACCCAGAAGUCGGCCGAGUCAAAGUCGCAGACGAGACCACUCGAUAUGCUACGAAGAUAUCGAUCGACCCUACUAUUCCAAGGAAGAGUUAUCUCAAGCGCCUUGCACUUACAACAUCAUCACCCGGGUCUCUCAAUGAUCUGCUUCGCCACUGCUAUCAACCAUUUCAGAUACUUUUCACUAUCCCCGGUGUUCUCUACAUGUCUCUCCUUUACGGAGGCAUGAUGGUCACGAACAACAUCUUGGUCACAACCGUAUCAACAUACAUGACUCAGGAGCCAUACAACUUCAGCCCUGAUCAGAUAGGUUUGAUGAGUCUAGCUCCGUUCAUUGGCUCAACCUUGGGUACUCUCAUUUGCGGCCCCGUCAGUGACUGGUCGAUUGUGUAUCUUACCAAAAGAAACAAGGGCAUCUACGAGCCAGAAAUGCGUCUGUGGCUCAUAAUCGUCUUUGCCACUUUCCUGCCUGUCGGCAUGAUUUUACUCGGCGUUGGACUAGAGAAGGGCUGGACAUGGCCUAUUCUAGCCGUUUGCUAUGCGCUAUGCAGCUUUGGAAUUGCACCAGCUGGCACGCUCUCUCUCACUUACAUCACCGAUGCAUACACUCAGAUCGUAGGAGACGCCAUGGUCGGUGUGACUUUCAUCCGCAAUUUAUGUAGCACCAUCAUGAUUUUCGCGAAAACGCCUUGGAUCGCUGGCAUCGGCUUGCAAAACACGUUUAUCAUGAUUGGUGUCAUACUUGCUUCCAUUCUCUUUGGCAAUGGAUUCUUGGUCUAUUAUGGAAAGUACUUUAGGUACAAGUACCGCGCGACUUACCAGAAAUAUGCGAUGAAGCAGUUUGAGCCGCGGGUCAACUUUUCCUAG